This is a messenger RNA of Spirodela intermedia, 4171 nucleotides long. The record is from the annotation of a GenBank genome assembly. NCBI's taxonomy places the organism in Eukaryota, Viridiplantae, Streptophyta, Magnoliopsida, Alismatales, Araceae.
AUGGUUGGACUCUCUGCUGGAGAAAAAAAUUUCAUCCGUGGCGGUAUUGAGCAAGACCUCCGAGCAGAUGGGCGCCAAAGACAGGACUUUAGGCCUAUCCUAAUUGAAACUGGAGUCAUUCCGCAGGUUGGAAACUUCCCGAUGCUUGUACCCAAUUCAUCAUACAUGCUGAUGUUUAGACCUUUAUUUGGAAUACUUUACCCAGGCAAACGGAUCAGCACGAGUUAGAUUCGGGGCAACUGAUGUGAUUGCUAGCGUUAAGGUAUCAUUGUCUUCGCAUGAUUCGUUUUUUUUUAUCUUUCAUAUCAACGCUGCAUGUAUGAAUGUUCGGUUAUUGCACUUCUCGCGUCAUUUCAGAGGUUAUUGUUUCAAUGUUUUUUGCGUGCCGUAUAAAGCAUGGCGGAUGAUUUCUCGCUCAAGUUUAUGAACUUUAAGUCGAAAUUUCUGUCGAAAUCAAUUGGCAUAAGCAUCUUGAAAUGCUGUGCUCUGUACUUCCUAACAUUUUGCAUUCCCUCCUGUAUUUCUGAGUGUUGAGAGUGAAUAUGAACUGUAUCACUUGGUUUUUUGAGGCACGACUUCUAGUUUCCGUGGAGUUCCUUCCUUCUUACGUCUUUCGUUCUGUAAGCAAAAUAUUGAGGCUUCUCUACUUUCCUGAAGAAAGGUGGCAUCCGUGUCAUUCUGAAUCUAUUAUUAUCUCAGCUUUUCAAGAUAUAAAGGCAUGGGAACAACCUGAAUGUGAGGGGGAUAAAUGCAAGCAGUCAUAAGAUGGCCACGUGCUGAUGAUCUAUUAUCUCUCUAUCCCAGGAUGACAACCAAGUGAAAAACCGUUUAUUCAGGGAAAACGAUGUUUAAAUGUAAAUGCGGAAUGGAUUAAUGAAAGGCCCAGUCAUUUGUUUUCAUAAAGUGUAAAUGAUGAAUUACAUUUAAAUGAAUGAAUAGAAUCUCCAAAUCAGAUUUAAACAGCGUGUGGCUAUGAACAGGCGAUCUGUAUAAAUAUCUGGAAGUUGCUAUCUGACCUUCUUCCAGACAAUUGAACUAUGAGUAAUCACCUGCAUUGAGAACCAAACGGUCUUAAUUGUCUAUAAACUUAUUAUUGUGAUGAGAGUCUCGGAUAUGAUUUCGACACCAUUGGGAUAUGAUGGAAAUAUUGUAAAAGGUUAAGGGGAAGAUUAUGAUGAUAAGAAAGCUUGUGUGAAAUAAGGAGUUAUGAUAGUGAGAUGCGUAUAUGUCCAGGUGAAGGGAGGAAGAAGAGUACAGAAAAAGGUCAUGGCUAAGGUUUUGGGUUUAAAUUUGAUGGUAGAAGGUCCGCUUUCCAUUUUUUUUAAAUCUAUAAAAUAAGAUAAUUCGGAUCUAACAUAUCCAAUGGAUCAUUGUGGGAAGAUCCUGAGUAUAAUCUUUAAGUUUAGUAUUCCUUUUGAAUUACCUAUUGGUUUUUAUUGUCGAGCUGUCUGUGGUCUAUAUAUGUCUGCUAUAUCUAAUUUUUGGCAUUUUGUAUGCAGGCUGAACUUGGUAAGCCUAACCCCCUUCAACCUGGGAGAGGGAAGGUUGCAAUAUAUGUGGAUUGUAGUCCUACAGCAGCACCUGCGUUUGAGGUUGGUAUAUUUAUCUUGAAAUUAUCCUCCUCAAGAGGAGCGACUAAACAUAUGGGGUAGCUGGGUUUUAUCCUUAGUUGGGAAUAGGGCAAUCGAAUGUCCAUUCAUACAUGGUGCAAAAACCUGCAAAUCUUAACAGGCAUUUGUAAGAAAAAUAUAAUUUUAAAGCAUUCUUAUUUAUAAAAGAGAAUCUUUCAUUAUGGAACAGCAUUCUGCCACUCAGGGUUUUUUUUUGCCUUUUUUCAUCAUUUAAUAGAGUGAAUAGAUAGUGUGGAUGGUUCAGAUAUCUGAAGAAUUUCCUGACAAGAGCGAUGUGGCAGUGCUUGAGGAUGAAGCACUGUACUUAUGCUUGUGAUGGAACCGAAUUUGGCAUAGUCAUAUGACAGCAUAAAACAUUAAAUUUUUUGCUUCUGAAAUCUUCACAAUUAUGAGAACUAUCUAAUACGUAAUUACUUUUAUUAGUGGUUUUUGGGGGGGAAUUGCUUAGUUUCUUAUGCACAGGACAAUACGGACAUGAAUUCUAUAGUUAGUACUGAAUCUCUCUCAAGAUAUCAAUCAGCUUAUGGUAAAAAGAGUUUUGGUAGUUCAAAUAGUUCUGAAAUCACGUGGCUUUGCCCUUUUGUUAGUUAUGGUAUUUGAGCUUCAAAUCAUCUAUAAAUCAGAUGGCUUUCCUCAAGUACAUCCAGAUGCGCUUUUGGAAGUAUGUCUUGGCCCAGAUUUGUACUUCAUUUUGCAUUUUUAUUUUAUUUUCUGUCGAUGAUUUUUUUUGGAGGCGCCUACUGUGUACUCAUAAUGCGCUUCACAUGGCUUAGUCUGCUCUUUGUUGCUGUUGAUUUCGCCUCAGCAAGGCUUGGCCUGCUUGCACCCGUUGACUCUAAAACUUUACGCUUCUGGUAUCAAGCCUGUUGCUGUGGCACAUAAAAAAUAAGAAGACAACAUAAAUCCCAACAAAGUAGGAACGAAAAUUUUCAUCUCCUCAAACUAUUCUCUGUGUUUUCAUGUGCAUAAAGCUACCGUGCGUUCACAUCGAUCAUUUAUCUUGCCACCGCUUUUUUUGUAGCGAGAUAAUAUUGCGUCAGCCUUCUGCUAUUCCUGAUUUAUUUAUUUAUUAAUUUAUAUUUAUAUCAAGUUAUGCGUUAUCACAGAGAGGAGGAGGUGAAGAGCUGUCGACAGAGCUUUCAGCUGCACUCCAAAAGUGCUUACUUGGAGGCAAGAGCGGGGCAGGCAUGAGCUUUGCUUCAAUCCCAGACUUCUAAUAGUAGGAUUACACUUGUGCUGUCUACCAACACCAUCUUCUUUCCAUUUCUCUGCCAGGAGCUGGAAUAGAUCUCUCAUCUUUGAUGGUUCUGGAGGGUAAGGUAUGCUGGGACCUCUAUAUUGAUGGACUCGUGGUUAGCUCAGACGGGAAUCUACUGGACGCAUUGGCUGCUGCUAUCAAGGUAACCCACCCAUGGGAAGCAAAAAUCACUCCUUUAUUACCCCAAAUAGAUUGCGAAGAUAUUUCUUCAACUGGGUAAAAUCAUCCUGGAAGGGGACUUUGAUGAUUAAAUAUCCGUUUAUCUUCGGUUAAAUAUUCAGCGAGCUCCUAUUAUGCUCACUGGGGCCUCCUUCUGCAUGGACAAAGAUCUGUAAAAGCCCUAGAUGACCUUCUUUGUGCUGGAAGUUGCGCCUUUUUUUUUCCUACCAUCCGUCUCCCACACCCAAGUCAAAGCUUUAUCUUAAUUUAUUUUCCAUGAGUACGGCCUGCUAGUCUUGCUUGUGAACAGAAGGCCGUUGACUAAUCUUAUUUAAUCAUGGUAUUACGUCCAAGCUCGCCUGAUGAUCCUUGAAGGUUUUUUUUUUUUUUUUUUGUAGUUGGGUCUGUUUCGCUCUUUCCUUAUAAUGCCUAUGAUUCUUCUCAUCACAUUCGUACUCUUCCUGCGGAGCCUUAUUGCUGAAGCUGACUUUUCUCUUUUCCCUCUGCUGUUCGUUCUAAAGGCCGCGUUGACCAACACAGGCAUCCCCAAAGUCGAUGUCGGCGUUGGAGCCUCACCUGAUGAACAACCGGAGGUUAACAUCAGCGAUGAGGAGUUCUUGCAGUUUGACACCUCGGCGGUCCCUGUCAUCAUCACCUUGACCAAAGUGAGUCUUCUGAGGCUGAAAGAGAAAGCCCACUAAGUUGGCCAUAAUGGAGGGGAGCCAGGGUCCCGGGCCCGGCCCGUUUAAUCACCGGGGCUGUUUUUCCCUUCUCCGGCCUGGUUCUGGACACUUUCUCGUUUCAGUGGCCCUCCCACUGUUGAUUCCCCGCCGUGCAUUCAAUCCACGUGGCCUUCAUGCAGGUGGGCAGGGAGUACAUUGUGGAUGCCACGUCAGAUGAAGAGUCGCAGAUGAGCUCCGCUGUCUCCGUCUCUGUGAACAGCCACGGGAAGGUCUGCGGCCUCAUCAAGCGGGGCGGCGCUGGGCUGGACGCCAGCGUGAUCCUGGACAUGGUCUCCGCCGCGAGACACGUCAGCCAGAAGCUCAUCCCCCUUCUGGACUCGGAGAUUGACGCUGCAGAGGCAGCUUCUCUUGCAGGACAAGGCUCUGACGUUGACCCGUGA